UUCUCUGGGUGUGGUUUAGAGAGAGGGAGACGUCCUGCCCUUAUUUUAUCAUCCCGCUCACCUGAGCCUUUGCCAAAUCCGGAGGCGGGAGUGUGUAUAUAUACUGAAUAUAUAUAACCCAAGACAUGAUGAUAGUUAGUGAGAGUCAUUCAGAGUUGAAGCACAUCUCUCCAUUGGCCGUGGGUCAUUACGCAUCGCCAUGUAUAUAAACGCACCAGAGUCGUGCAAUUUCAUGGUUUUAUUUUGCUUUUUAAUAAGGAGUGGUUUGACUUUGAAGAACGAUGCUACGGAGAUUUUCUACUCGCAUGUGGUCAGUCCCGUUCAGGAUGCGCAGAGCAACGCGUCUCUCAACCGCGCGCGCUCCGGAGGAAGAGGCUUCAGCACGCACGACAGAGAACGAAUCCCAGUAGGCUGCAGAGAGCUCCGAUCCACCAAGUACAUCUCAGAUGGCCAGUGCACCAGCAUAAACCCUGUGAAAGAGCUGGUGUGCACAGGACAGUGCCUCCCCGCUCAGAUGCUGCCCAAUUGGAUUGGAGGAUACGGCAAGAAGUCCUGGAACCGCCGGAACAGUCAGGAAUGGCGCUGUGUAAAUGACAAGACCCGAACUCAGCGGAUUCAGCUCCAGUGCCAGGAUGGCAGCACCAGGACCUACAAGAUCACAGUGGUGACCUCCUGCAAAUGCAAACGAUACUCGCGGCAACACAAUGAAUCAGGAGUUAAGUCUGAGGGAUACUCUCAUAGCCAGAUCAAAAAACAGAAAAGCAAAGUGGCCACCAGGACAGAAAGCUAAAUAAGUCUCUGCUUGAACUGACCUUAAUAUAGAAUUGCUGGCACUGAACUUUCUUUGAGAGCAAGUGCAGGGCUCAGAGUUCACUGUGAAAGACAUCAACAUAAUCACAAUUAACAUGAGGCCUUUGUGACCCUGUGCUGGAAGAGAUGGACAAUGACAACAGCAUAUUGCCUUACAAAAAUGAUUAGAAACAGACUCGUGAUCCUGAUUGCUUUUGUUGUCUCCGUCUCAUAUGUGUGGCAAUCACUUGCUGUAGUUUAUGCUGUAAGUUUAUGUGUUCAGCGUCAAUACAUGUAGUUCUCAAACCCGAGAAAUGCAUAGCUACCUGUAAAUACAAUGUUUGUAUAUAUGCCUAUGCAUUUCUUUGUUAUUAAUCGUUUUGCAGGACCUCUAUGUGUUAAAAAAGCGGAUGUAAUAUAUUUUGCCUUGACUUUGCUGACUUUAAAAUAUUUUUAGUUUGUGCAAGCAUUAUUCAGACAAGAUAUUGCACUAUAGUGACAAUGUUCAUAUGAGCUAUUAUGAUGUAAAACUAUUAAAAUGAAAACAUCUGCA
Messenger RNA from Danio rerio (zebrafish), 1342 nucleotides. RefSeq names its product sclerostin domain containing 1a (gene sostdc1a). The record is from RefSeq and is marked validated. Gene Ontology annotation, cellular component: extracellular region. NCBI's taxonomy places the organism in Eukaryota, Metazoa, Chordata, Actinopteri, Cypriniformes, Danionidae.